AUGUUCGGGAACACUUGCUACUGCAAUUCCGUCAUACAAGCUUUGUACUUUUGUCGACCGUUUCGUGAAAAAAUUCUGCAGUAUAAGCAGCAGUUGAAGAAAUCAGGAAGCCAGAAAGAGAACUUAGCCACAUGCCUUGCUGAUUUGUUCCACAAUAUUGCUACGCAAAAACGUCGCGUAGGUACCAUUGCCCCGAAGCGAUUUAUCACUAAAUUGAAAAAGGAAAACGAGUUAUUUGACAAUUAUAUGCAACAAGAUGCUCACGAGUUUUUAAACUAUCUGCUGAACACGGUAUCUGAGACAUUGAUCGAGGAGAAGAAUGCGGAGCGUGAUCGUUUACUGAGGAAUGGAACCCUUCGUAAAGGAACGUUGAAUACCGACAGAGGGCGUGACGAAACCAGCGGACCUUCCACGAAAGUGGAUAAAACCUGGAUACAUGAAAUCUUUCAAGGCACACUCACGAAUGAAACACGCUGUUUAUGCUGCGAAACGGUGUCAAGUAAGGAUGAAGAUUUCCUCGACUUGUCAGUAGAUAUAGAUCAAAAUGCUUCCAUCACACACUGCUUGCGAGUCUUCAGCGAAACGGAAACGUUAUGUGGUGACCAGAAGUACUUUUGUGAAACAUGUUCAUCGAAACAGGAGGCCCAAAAACGAAUGCGUAUCAAGCGGUUACCGCAUAUGCUUGCUCUACACUUGAAAAGGUUCAAAUAUAUGGAUCAAUUGAGUCGCUACACGAAACUCUCUUAUCGGGUGCUGUUUCCACUUGAAUUACGCUUGUUCAAUGUGGUGAGUUUCUGCCAUUCCACUUGA
Messenger RNA from Cooperia oncophora, 810 nucleotides. The record is from the annotation of a GenBank genome assembly. NCBI's taxonomy places the organism in Eukaryota, Metazoa, Nematoda, Chromadorea, Rhabditida, Trichostrongylidae.